Molecule: messenger RNA, 2073 nt
Organism: Triticum turgidum subsp. durum (durum wheat)
Lineage: Eukaryota; Viridiplantae; Streptophyta; Magnoliopsida; Poales; Poaceae
Source: the annotation of a GenBank genome assembly
AUGUGCCAACACUCCUCAAAAACAGAAGUCAUGCCCCGCGUAAACUCCUCAAAAACAGACGGCAGGAGGUGCGCGUCCAAGCCAAUGUGCCAACACUCCAACACCCUUCUGCACUUCCUCCGCCACGUCUCCUUCCCGCCGGACGCGCACCUCCUGCCGUCCGCGCUCAAGUCAUGCCCCGCGCAGCCCCUCGCCCGCGCGCUCCACGCGGCCGCCGCGGUCUCCGGCCUUGCGGAGGAUCCCUUCGUCGCCUCCUCGCUCCUCCACACCUACCUCCGCCUCGGAGCCACCAGCGACGCCCGCGGCGUGUUCGAAAGAAUGCCGGACAAGAGUGUCGUCGGCUGGAGCGCACUCAUCGCCGGUUACUCUGCACGAGGCGAUGCCAAGGCCGCGUGGGGCCUUCUGGAGCGGAUGCGGAGCGCCGGCGUGGAGCCGAAUGUGAUCACCUGGAAUGGACUGGUUUCCGGGCUGAACCGGAGCGGCAGCGCCCUCGACGCUGUCAAGGCAUUUGUGAGGAUGCACGGGGAAGGGUUCUUGCCGGACGCCACCGGUGUCUCGUGUGCACUCUCUGCGGUCGGGGAUGUGAAAGAGGUCUCGGUUGGCGAGCAGCUGCAUGGAUAUGUGGUGAAGGCAGGGUGCAGGCUAGAUCAACAUGUGGUCACUGCGCUCAUCGACAUGUACGGCAAGUGUGGGCGUGCUGAUGAGAUUUCUCACGUGUUCCAUGAGUCCAGCCACAUGGAUGUUGCUACCUGCAACGCUCUCGUCGCUGGGCUCUCUCGGAACGCCCAGGUCUCUCAGGCAUUGUUGCUGUUCAGCGAGUUUGUUAGCCGAGGAGUCGAGUUGAAUGUUGUGUCUUGGACCUCGAUUGUUGCCUGCUGUGUGCAGAAUGGGAAAGAUUUGGAAGCGGUGGAUCUUUUCAGGAAGAUGCAGUCAAAAGGGAUCGAGCCAAAUUCAGUCACGAUACCCUGCGUAUUGCCAGCAUUUGCCAAUGUUGCUGCUCUUAUGCAUGGCCGGUCAGCACACUGUUUUUCUCUUAGGAAGGGAUUUCUUCAUGACGUUUACGUUGGCAGUGCGUUGGUGGACAUGUAUGCAAAGUGUGGCAAGGUCAGGGAUGCGAGGACGAUCUUCGAUGCAAUCCCGUCUAAAAAUACGGUUUCGUGGAAUGCGAUGAUUGGUGGCUAUGCAAUGCAUGGGGAGGCCGCAAAUGCUGUGCAGUUGUUCUGUUUGAUGCAGAAGUGCAAACAGAAGCCCGACCUAGUCACAUUCACCUGUGUCAUUGGUGCCUGUGGCCAAGCUGGCCUGACAGAGGAGGGGCGUCGCUACUUCAGUGAAAUGCAGCAUAGUCAUGGCAUUUCCCCGAGGAUGGAGCAUUAUGCAUGUAUGGUUACUCUGUUAGGACGGGCUGGCAAGCUUGAUGAGGCAUACGAUCUCAUAAAUGAGAUGCCAUUUGAGCCAAAUGGUUGUAUUUGGGGGUCCUUGCUGGGCUCCUGCAGGGUUUAUGGAAAUGUGUUCCUGGCCGAAGUCGCAGCAGAAAAGCUAUUUGAACUAGAGCCAGAAAAUACCGGCAACUAUGUCCUGCUUUCCAACAUUUAUGCGUCUAAAAAAAUGUGGGACGGGGUAAGUAGAGUGAGGGAUCAGAUGAAGAAUAUGGGAUUGAAGAAAGAAAAGGGUUGCAGUUGGAUAGAGAUCAAGAACAAGGUGCACAUGUUGUUUGCUGGUGACAAUUCACACCCCAUGAUGACUGCGAUAACGGAGAAACUAAAGCAGCUUACCAUUGAGAUGAGCAGGCUGGGCUUUGCACCGAGCACAGAUUUUGUCCUACAUGAUGUGGAAGAACAAGAAAAGGAUGAUAUCCUUGCUGUGCACAGUGAAAAGCUGGCUGUUGCAUUGGGCCUCAUAAGCACGAGCCCAGGAACACCCCUCCGGGUGAUAAAGAACCUCCGGAUUUGUGGUGAUUGCCACGAAGCAAUGAAGUUCAUAUCAUGUUUUGAGGGGAGGGAGAUAUCUGUUAGAGACACCAACAGGUUUCAUCACUUCAAGGAUGGGAAAUGUUCUUGUGGGGAUUACUGGUGA